ACUGCACUGCGCAAAGCUAGACUGAGUGCCCUGCAAGGCAGCAUGCAGACAGAAGGAAGCAGGCAGGCUGUGGAAACGGACACCAUGGAAAGAAGCCAGAUGAAAUAAGGGCAAAGACAGCUGUAUAACAUGCAGAAAGAAACCAACCAGAAUGAAAAGCCGUGAUUCAUGGAGCACUGCAACUCAGGCACUCCUUGGAUUUCACUUGGAGAGCUGAGUCUGGAUGGGGGUCAGUGAGGGCUGGCACCAAGAUGAAGGGCAGCCAGGCUCCUCCUCCCUGGAGAUGUGGUGCUCCAAUCCCUCCCCUCAAUCCUUUUCUACCCACUCGAUCCCCACGACUCCCUCACUGACCAGUGUCCUGGGCCUUUAAGAGUUGGGUGGGCUGGACUGAAGAUAGCUCACACUUCCCCCCACCCCACUCCUUCCUUCUGGCUGUACCUCUGCCAGUCACAGCAGCAAACUGCAGUAGAGGAGGGGAGAAAGCCAGCGAGUGCAAGAGGAGCAGAGGAGAAAAGGAGCCGGCUGGGUUUCCUCAUCCCACAGUGGAGAGCAAGCGCUGCAGAGCUCACAGACGCAGGACUGCUCUCCUGCACACGGUGACUCUGGCGCCAGCUGGUGGAGCAGUGGGUGAUGGCAUCCCUGCUGCAAGGCCGGCUACCCAGCAGUCAAGAAGUGCUGCUGAUGCAGAAAGGUAUGAUGAUGCGCAAGGUGAGAACCAAAAACUGGAAGAGGCUAAGAUACUUCAAACUUCAGGAAGAUGGCAUGACUGUCUGGCAUGCCCGGCAGGUCGGAGGCAGAGCCAAGGCCACCUUCUCGAUCUCUGACGUGGAGACAGUGCGUAAAGGCCACGAAUCUGAGUUGUUGCGCAGCCUGGAAGAGGAGUUCAACCUGGAGCAGGGUUUUACCAUUGUCUUCCAUGGCCGCCGCCCCAACUUGGACCUGGUGGCCAACAGUGUGGAAGAGGCCCAGAUCUGGAUAAAGGGGCUCCAGCUAUUGGUGGACUUCGUCACCAACAUGGACCAAAAGGAGAGGCUGGACCAAUGGCUGAGUGACUGGUUCCAGCGCGGAGACAAAAACCAGGAUGGUCGGAUGAGUUUCCACGAAGUCCAGCGGUUACUACUCCUGAUGAAUGUGGAAAUGGAAGAAGAACAUGCCUUUCAGCUUUUCCAGGCAGCAGACACGUCCCAAUCUGACACUCUGGAAGGAGAAGAAUUUAUAGAGUUCUAUAAGGCAUUGACUAAGCGUAUUGAGGUGCAGGAACUGUUUGGAAACUUUUCGGCUGAUGGGCAGAAGCUGACCCUAUUGGAAUUUGUGGAUUUUCUUCAAGAGGAGCAGAAAGAAGGAGAGCAUGCUUCUGACCUUGCUCUGGCACUCAUUGAUCGUUAUGAGCCUUCAGAAAGUGGCAAGCUGCGGCAUGUGCUGAGCAUGGAUGGCUUCCUCAGUUACCUCUACUCGAAGGACGGAGACAUCUUCAAUCCAUCCUGCCUCCCCGUCUACCAGGAUAUGACUCAACCCCUGAACCACUACUACAUCAACACCUCUCACAACACCUACCUGGUGGGGGACCAGCUUUGUGGCCGGAGCAGCGUCGAGGGAUAUAUACGGGCCCUGAAGCGAGGGUGCCGCUGUGUGGAGGUGGAUGUAUGGGAUGGACCUAAUGGGGAGCCUGUUGUUUACCAUGGACACACCCUGACCUCCCGUAUCCUGUUCAAAGAAGUCGUGGCCACUUUAAAAAAGUAUGCCUUCCAGACAUCAGACUAUCCAGUCAUCUUGUCCCUGGAGAACCACUGCACCUGGGAACAGCAGGGGAUCAUAGCACAGCAUCUGACCGAGAUCCUGGGGGAACAGCUGCUGAGCACCACCUUGGAUGGGCACCUGCCCACUCAGCUGCCCUCACCUGAGGAGCUUCGGAAGAAGAUUCUGGUGAAGGGGAAGAAGUUACAAACGCUUGAGGAGGAUCUUGAAGAAGAGGAAGAGACCGAGUCUGAAGUAGAAGGGGAGGAGGAGCCUGAGCUGGAAUCCCAGUUUGAGUCUGAGAUCCAGGAGCUGAGCCCUCGCAGCAAAGACAAAAAUGAGAAGGUUGUGAUGUGCCCGCUGCUUUGUUCAUCUAUCUGUUGUCAGAUUUUGGUCCAGGCUCCUCUUCCCAAGCCUGGGUUCCCUCUCUUUUUCAAGCAGAAAUCCAAGGCCAUCUUGUGUCCAUCCCUCUCUGCCCUGGUUGUCUAUACAAAGACUGUUUCAUUCUACAACUUCACUCAUUCGAGGGAGCACUACCGCUUUUAUGAGUUAUCCUCUUUCUCUGAAACAAAGGCCAAGAACCUCAUCAAGGAGACUGGCAACGAGUUUGUGCUGCAUAACGCCUGGCAGUUGAGCCGUGUGUAUCCCAGUGGUCUGAGGACAGAUUCAUCCAACUACAACCCCCAGGAAUUCUGGAAUGCAGGCUGCCAGAUGGUGGCUAUGAAUGUGCAGACUGCGGGGCUUGAGAUGGACAUCUGUGAUGGGCUUUUCCGCCAGAAUGGUGGCUGUGGCUACGUGCUGAAGCCAGACUUCCUACGUGAUUCCCAGAGUUCCUUCCAACCGGAGAGGCCCAUCAGCCCGUUCAAAGCCUGCACCCUCCUCAUCCAGGUGAUCAGCGGUCAACAACUCCCCAAAGUGGACAGCACCAAAGAGGCAGCCAUUGUGGACCCACUGGUGAGAGUGGAGAUCUUUGGUGUUCGCCCAGACACAGCCCGGCUGGAGACCAGCUACGUGGAAAAUAACGGCUUUAAUCCGUACUGGGGGCAGACACUGUGCUUCCAGUUGCUGGUGCCUGAGCUGGCCAUGCUGCGUUUUUUGGUGCUGGAUUACAACUGGAGAUCCAGGAAUGACUUCAUCGGUCAGUACACCUUGCCUUGGACCUGCAUGCAACAAGGUUACCGGCACAUCCACCUGCUCUCCAAGGACGGCACCAGCCUCCACCCAGCCUCCCUCUUCGUGCACAUCUGCAUGCAGGAAGGGCUGAGGGAGGAGGUUGAAUCUUAAGGUGGGCACUUCCUGGGAAGGGUGGGUGUGCUUGCUUCUGAUGGUAAGAGAAACCUGGAAGGAUGCUCCAGAAGGCAGAGGUGAUGGAAACCAAGCAGGUUGUUCGUUCCUAAGCAUAAAGUUACCUCACCCUUCCCAACAAGCAAAUCCAGGGCCUGGUUUUUCUUUCUCUUUCCUUUCUUCAUUUCCACACACUUUUGGUAUCCUUCCUGCUCUUCCCUUUUUCGUACUCUAUCCUGGAAUUCCUUCCUUCCUUUCUGUAGGCUUAGUCCCUACCCAGACCUAGGACUAAUCUCUCUUAUCAACUCUGGCUCAAAAGCAGAUUGCAACUACAAACCCAGAGGGGUUUGGGGCCAAGAAACACAAAGAGGCAUUAUCCCCUCCCCAACAACUUCCUCAAAGGUCAGAGCCAAGGAAAGGAAAAACCAAGCCUCAAGCCUCCACAAGCAAAGGCUGGGGAGAGAACUCACCCCAAGGCUGUACCGUGACUCUCAAGAAAACACUGCACAGCCGUCCAUGCUGGUCUGCUCCUUCCAACCCCACCAGUGUUAACAGAGAGCUGCUCUCCCUAA
Pipistrellus kuhlii (Kuhl's pipistrelle) is the source of this 3590-nucleotide messenger RNA. RefSeq names its product phospholipase C delta 4 (gene PLCD4). Gene Ontology annotation, biological process: intracellular signal transduction; lipid metabolic process. The coding region runs from base 631 to 3018 and encodes 795 amino acids. The transcript has 17 exons. NCBI's taxonomy places the organism in Eukaryota, Metazoa, Chordata, Mammalia, Chiroptera, Vespertilionidae. The record is from RefSeq and is a predicted model, not a curated record. Gene Ontology annotation, molecular function: calcium ion binding; phosphatidylinositol-4,5-bisphosphate phospholipase C activity.